AUGUCUAUGACAAUCCAAGACUGCUCGGCUUUUCGAGAGCCAAGACCCGUGCCUGACACGCCAACGAAUGUGCUUGAGCAGCUUAGCAUGAAGGGCAAAGUGGUUGUCGUCACAGGUGCGAGCGAAGGUCUUGGAUAUGCUGCCAUCGAGGCCGUUGCUGAAGCUGGCGCAGACGUGGCACUCUGGUAUAAUUCGAACGACAGUGCCAUCGAGAAAGCGCAAGUGCUCGCAAAGACUCACGCGAUUCGGGCCAAGGCGUACCAGUGCGAAGUCUCACUGGUUGACAAGGUCCGCGCAACCAUUGACAAGGUCAUUGCCGAUUUCGGUCGCAUCGAUGUCUUCGUCGCUAACGCUGGUAUGGCCAUUUCCAAACCCAUCCUCGAACAGACCGUGGAAGAAUACAAGCGUCAGAUGGAAGUCAACGUCGACGGCGUCUUUUACUGCGCCAAGUACGUAGGCGAGGUCUUCAAGCGUCAGGGCAAGGGAAACCUCAUCAUCACUUCGAGCAUGUCGGCGCACAUUGUCAACGUACCCGUCGAUCAACCCGUCUACAACUCUACCAAGGCCGCCGUCACCCACAUGGGCAAGUCGCUUGCGAGGGAAUGGAGAGAAUUCGCACGAGUCAACAUUGUCAGCCCCGGUUUUUUCGAUACUAAGCUAGGAGCCAGUCCUCGUGUCGUCAACGAGGCAUACCGUAUGUCUGCACUCGGAAGACAAGGCCACGUCAAAGAGAUCAAAGGUCUCUUCCUCUACUUGGCCAGCGAUGCUUCUUCGUACCAGACUGGCAGUGACACUAUCAUCGAUGGCGGGUACACCCUUCCUUGA
This is a messenger RNA of Mycosarcoma maydis (corn smut), 825 nucleotides long. RefSeq names its product putative nadp-dependent mannitol dehydrogenase. The record is from RefSeq and is a predicted model, not a curated record. Gene Ontology annotation, molecular function: oxidoreductase activity, acting on NAD(P)H, oxygen as acceptor. Bases 1 to 825 code for a protein of 274 amino acids. Gene Ontology annotation, cellular component: intracellular anatomical structure. The transcript has a single exon. Lineage: Eukaryota; Fungi; Basidiomycota; Ustilaginomycetes; Ustilaginales.